AAAUGGCUACCGCUACGAUGAAAGAAAUUGUUGCGUUGUAUCAAAAUUUAAAACGUAUAUGGGAUAGUAAGCCACAAAAUUUAGAAAAGUCUGGAGAACUUCUUUCCAGACUCAAGUUGUCACUCACCCAAGUUGCAUUUAUACCAACAACAGAGGCGUCAGUGACUAAGCAAGAAUUGCUAAUUGCUCGAGAUAUACUUGAAAUUGGAGCACAAUGGGCUAUUGCUAAAAAGGAUAUUCCAGCAUUUGAAAGAUACAUGGUCCAAUUAAAAUGCUAUUAUAUGGAUUACAAGGAUGACCUUCCAGAGUCUGCAUUCAAAUACCAGCUUUUAGGACUGAACCUUUUGUGUCUACUUUCUCAAAAUCGAUUAGCAGAAUUUCACACUGAACUGGAACGGUUACCUGUAAAGGAGAUUCAGAAUAACAUUUAUAUCAAACACCCAGUAAGCAUGGAACAGUAUUUAAUGGAGGGAAGUUACAAUAAGGUUUUUCUAGCCAGAGGAAAUGUUCCAGCAGACAACUAUAACUUCUUCAUUGAUAUUUUACUGAACACCAUCAGAGAUGAAAUAGCAGGGUGCAUAGAAAAAGCAUACAACCGUAUUGGUCUUAAUGAAGCUGCCAGAAUGCUUUUCUUUGAAGCCCAAAAACCAAUGAAGGAAUAUGCUACUCAGAGAAAAUGGAGAUUAGAGAAAGACUUUUUUCACUUUAUUCAUGAAGCUAAGGAUGCUGAUCACACCAUCCCUGCCAAAAUAUUAGCUACACAAACCAUUGAAUAUGCCAGAGAACUUGAAAUGAUAGUAUAAACUUUGAUGUUAAAGCCUUUUUCAUCUGUUUUAUUUAACAAAAUUUGACAUAUUUGAU
Molecule: messenger RNA, 861 nt
Organism: Physella acuta
Lineage: Eukaryota; Metazoa; Mollusca; Gastropoda; Physidae
Product: 26S proteasome non-ATPase regulatory subunit 8-like
Biological process (GO): proteasome-mediated ubiquitin-dependent protein catabolic process
Cellular component (GO): proteasome regulatory particle, lid subcomplex; nucleus; proteasome regulatory particle
Source: RefSeq, a predicted model, not a curated record